This is a messenger RNA of Trichechus manatus latirostris (Florida manatee), 1406 nucleotides long. RefSeq names its product olfactory receptor 4S2. Gene Ontology annotation, cellular component: plasma membrane. Gene Ontology annotation, molecular function: G protein-coupled receptor activity; olfactory receptor activity. Lineage: Eukaryota; Metazoa; Chordata; Mammalia; Sirenia; Trichechidae. The record is from RefSeq and is a predicted model, not a curated record. Gene Ontology annotation, biological process: G protein-coupled receptor signaling pathway.
CGAUAAUUUUAAGAAAUAGACCUUCCCCAAACAACACUUUAAGUGAGAUAUUUUGUGAAUAGUUGUUAAGAAAAAAAUUACGUUAUGGUAGCAUGGGCCCAAACCUAACUGCCUCUUAUAUUUUUCCCCUACAGGUAAAGUCACACCAUGUUUCUCUCUUGUAAACUGCCCAGAUUCCAUGGAAAAUAAUGUUACAGAAUUUAUCCUCACAGGUCUUUCCCAAAAUGAGGAAGUGCAACAACUAUGCUUCUUUUUGUUCUUACUCUUUUAUAUUAUCCUCAUGGCUGGGAAUUUUCUCAUUAUAAUGACUAUCCAAAGGAGCCCAAAUCUCAAUUCUCCAACGUACUUCUUCAUUAGUUUCCUAUCCUUUGUCGACAUCUGCUAUUCCUCUGUUACAGCCCCCAAGUUGAUUAUUGACUUCCCAGCCAAGGUCAAAAGCAUCUCUUUUGUUGGUUGUAUGAUCCAGCUUUUUUAUUUUCAUUUAUUUGGCUGCACAGAUAUCUUUAUCCUCACAGUGAUGGCCUAUGACAGGUAUGUGGCCAUCUGUAAACCUCUGCGCUAUACAACUAUCAUGGACUGGAAGGUCUGCUCCAUGCUGGUGCUGACCUGUUGGUUGGGAGGUUUUGUGCAUUCCUUUAUCCAGACCAUCCUCACUGUCCAACUGCCAUUCUGUGGCUCCAACCUGAUUGAUCACUAUUUCUGUGAUGUCCACCCUCUAUUGAAGCUGGCUUGUGCCGAUACAUAUGUGGUGGGGCUGAUAGUGGUAGCCAACAGUGGCAUAGUUUCUCUGAGCUGCUUUGUCAUCCUUGUGGGCUCUUAUACUGUCAUUUUGCUUUCCUUCAAGACUCGCUCAUCAGAGGGGAGGCGCGAGGCGUCUACAUGUGCUUCCCACAUCACUGUGGUGAUCUUGUUUUUUGUACCCUGUAUCUUCAUCCACCUAAGGCCUUCCACCACUUUUACUGAGGACAAGAUGGUGGCUGUGUUUUACACCAUAAUCACACCCAUGUUGAACCCUCUGAUCUACACCCUGAGAAACACGGAAGUGAAGAAUGCCAUGAAGAGAUUGUGGAUCAAGAAAUUAUUGGGCAAAAAUAGGAAAGACCCUGAUGUGAAACCUGAUGGGAUUGGUACAGCCUAAAUUGUAUUAGUUUCCAAAAGUGUUGCUGGGAAUAAAUCAGUCAACAUCCCUUAAACCCUAUCACACAAAGGAACAGUAUAAUGUAGCAUAAAGAGUCUUAGAUUUGAAGUCUAAAGAUCUAGUUUUAAGGGCCUACUCUACCAAUGAGUAAUAGUUUGACUUUGGGCAAAGAGAUACUUCUUUGUAGGUGUCCUGAGGAGAAUAAAUAACCAUACCAAAAAAAAUUAUGAAACACAGUCUGCUUCAUAACUUUCAUAGUACUAUUGCC